This is a messenger RNA of Saprolegnia diclina VS20, 1389 nucleotides long. RefSeq lists its product as hypothetical. The record is from RefSeq and is a predicted model, not a curated record. The transcript is spliced from 2 exons. Gene Ontology annotation, biological process: regulation of DNA-templated transcription. Gene Ontology annotation, molecular function: sequence-specific DNA binding; DNA-binding transcription factor activity. NCBI's taxonomy places the organism in Eukaryota, Oomycota, Saprolegniomycetes, Saprolegniales, Saprolegniaceae. The coding region runs from base 646 to 1314 and encodes 222 amino acids.
AUCUGUUCCGACCAAUUGAAGUACGUCGCUACAAAAUGCAAGUGCAUUCCCGCCCAGCCAUAAACUGCUACUUUGGUGAUAACGAAAAACGUCUUCUCGAUCUGGGGCUCAAUCAACACGCUGUCUCUCGACCCCUAUUGAUGGAAGCACAUGAGUAUUGGCUCCACCACAGUCACGUACGGACGGCGCUUCAUAGUGGUGCCUCAUGCAGCAUAGAUAGUUAAAUUGUCCAGCAUGCGAGAAAGACGUCCAAGCAACGCCUGAGCCAAAGAAAGAUCUGCUUUUUGCCCAACCAAGAUCUAGUACGCGGUUCGAACCCGCACAGCAAUUUUUCGUUAUCGUUGUUGCCAAGAUUUCAAAGCAAAUCGACGAGCGCUGCUCCAUACAGCAUAUAUUUAUAUAUCCAUCAAGUGCAAGUGCGUCGGUCGCGGUCGGCGCUCGGAGACGAUCAGGACGCGACGCUGCAAAUGCGCAAGCCAGAGGCGAGUGGCCAGCAAGUCAGUUCCGCAUUGGCUUCGAACUACGGAUACAUCCGAAGAUCGAAGGCGAACUGCGAGUUUGAUUGGCCAAGCGGCGGACUUCCGUGGAUCGCAAGAGGACCUACAUUCCAUUCCGCUUGCAAGAAGCACGAGGAAGAGACUCGAGAUGGACCGGUCCAUGCCCCCGCUCCCGCCGGCCGAGCCGCGCCGGGGCGUCCUGCAGACGGCGGCGCCGCGCAAGUCGAUCGACUCGAUCGAGGUCUCGGCGACCGGCUCCUGGUCCAAGCACCCGCAGCUCUACAUGCAGCGCGUCUACUGCGCGCUCGAGUCGUCGCGCAAGUGCGUGGCCACGUGGACGUGCAAUGGCACCGCCUUCGCCGUGCUCGACAUCCCGGCCUUUGAAGAGGAGAUCCUCACGGUCUACUUCAAAGGCAUUCGCUUCCACAGCUUUGCGCGCAUCCUCAACGGCUACGGCUUUAAGCGGGCGAAGCGCAAGGACGGGACUGCGUACGACUUUCAACACCCGCAGUUUCGCCGCGGCAACUGGAAGAACCUCCCGCGCCUCGCGCCCAAGCGCAAGCCCGUCGAGGAAGUCAUGGAGAAGCGCGUCGAGGACCUCACGAUCCUCUGCGGCGAGCUGCAGAAGAACCUCAAGGAGAUGCGCAACGAGAUUGGCCGCCUUCUCCAGGAGGAGGAAGAAGAAGAGCAGCACGAAGAGCGCCAGCGCCGAGCAGCUCAAACCGAACGCAGUCACCACCGCGAUGAUGAUGAUGACGAGGAAGAAGAGGAAGAGGACGACGAUGACGAUGGAGCUUCCGUCGCGUCGUCGUCGUAGCUGCCCUCUAUCUAUAGUAGUUUUGUGUGUUUAAAGUGUGCGUCCCUUACUUGUCUCGGCGCCGCUUGACACUGG